AUGGAAAACGGGGCAUCUUCUGAAGGCAAGGAUCCUUCCACUUUUCUUAGUGAGAUUAUCGGAUCGCCGGUUAUUGUGAAACUCAACUCAGGCGUGGUAUACCAGGGGGAACUUCAAUCGGUCGAUGGAUACAUGAACAUAGCUCUUGAGAAGACUGACGAAUACGUCAACGGGCAACUGAGACGAAGUUAUGGUGAUGCUUUUGUGCGGGGAAACAACGUGUUAUACAUUUCCGCCAGAUGA
Messenger RNA from Talaromyces proteolyticus, 243 nucleotides. Its product is annotated as putative U6 snRNA-associated Sm-like protein LSm6. NCBI's taxonomy places the organism in Eukaryota, Fungi, Ascomycota, Eurotiomycetes, Eurotiales, Trichocomaceae. Gene Ontology annotation, molecular function: RNA binding. The record is from RefSeq and is a predicted model, not a curated record. Bases 1 to 243 code for a protein of 80 amino acids. The transcript has 3 exons. Gene Ontology annotation, biological process: mRNA splicing, via spliceosome; maturation of SSU-rRNA. Gene Ontology annotation, cellular component: P-body; U4/U6 x U5 tri-snRNP complex; nucleolus.